Drosophila busckii is the source of this 971-nucleotide messenger RNA. RefSeq names its product tRNA methyltransferase 10 homolog A. NCBI's taxonomy places the organism in Eukaryota, Metazoa, Arthropoda, Insecta, Diptera, Drosophilidae. Gene Ontology annotation, biological process: tRNA N1-guanine methylation. The record is from RefSeq and is a predicted model, not a curated record. Bases 21 to 971 code for a protein of 316 amino acids. The transcript has a single exon. Gene Ontology annotation, cellular component: nucleus; nucleoplasm. Gene Ontology annotation, molecular function: tRNA binding.
ACAGAGUACAAUUUGUUAAAAUGGAGCAUGAUAUAAAUGAAAGUGCAGCUGUAGCGGAUGAGUCAGCGCAGCCCGCAACAGAGAUUAGCCUUAGCAGUUGUCCGGGUGUUACAGCUGGAACACCUUUAAGCAAAAACCAACUGAAAAAGCAACGAAAACAUGCAGAACAAGUGGAGUUGCGCAAAUUACGCCGGCACAAGGAGCGAGAGCGUCGUAAGCAGAAGCGUCAAGAGGCCAAGGCGCAGGGACUGCCAUUAAAUACAGGUCCUUCACGCAAGGAGCUGAAACGCCGCCAGCUGCAAGUUGCCGGCAAUCAGGAAAAUGCCAUAAGUGUUGCUAUUGACUUGAAUUAUGAUGAACUUAUGCAGGAACGGGACAUAGCCAAGUGUGUAAAGCAAUGUCUACGCAUUUAUACAAUAAAUCGACGUGCCGAACAACCAGUCAAGUUGCACUUUACAGGCAUCAAACGUAAUGGAAACAUUCACGAUUGUUUUAAAAAGAACGAUGGCUGGGAGAAUUGGCAUGUGGAUUACCAUUUUGACAGCACACAUUUGGAGCUGUUUGAUAAGCAGAAGCUCGUCUACCUCACCUGUGAAUCGGAUAUAGUGUUGCAGCAGCUAAGCCCAGGUUACACAUAUGUGAUUGGUGGCUUGGUAGACCAUAAUCAUUUUAAAGGCUUGUGUCAUCAGCGCGCCACUGAAGCGGGUAUCCAAACGGCACGCUUGCCUCUCAGCGAGCACGUAGAUAUGAAAACACGAUCCGUACUGAGUACUUUUCAUGUUUUUGAGCUUUUAACACGCGUGGCGGCUGGACAGGAUUGGACGCAGGCCAUUUUGGGCACAAUACCUCCACGUAAAGGCGCCAAAGCAAAGAAUGACAAUGCUAAAGCAGAUUCCGAUUCACCGGAAGAGAAGCCGGAGGAGACACCAGAGCAUGGAGCAGUGGCAAAUGGGGACGAAAAUGAAAGUUGA